AUGGAGGGAUCUUCACUUACAGCUGAUAUGCUAGCAGACCUUGAACCCCCCCAUGAGGUCAGGCUGUCACCGUCUGCAAAGCAUGCAGUGUACACUCUGCGUUCGGACUGGAAUCGACCCAAGGGUAAUUGGGUAUCGUCGCUUUGGAUCGUGAAGAUCGGCAAUCGCCAUUCAGCACGGCAACUGACGCCUGGAGAAAGUAAUGACUCCUGGCCGCAGUUUAGUCCAGACGGAAGCUCAAUUGCGUUUCUUUCAAACCGAGCAAGCGAGGGCGUUACUGGCGUCUGGCUCUUGGACCUUGGCAGUGGUGACGUGAUUCCUCUGACACCAACAGGUCAAGGGAAGAGUGUCUACAAGUUUGCUUGGAGUAGAGACGGGAAGUAUAUCGCGUACCUGAGUGCGGACGAAACUUCGGAGGAGCAAAGAGCCAGAUAUGAAAGGAAAGACGACCCUAUUGUUUACGGCCAAGACUGGGAGUACGCGCGACUUCGUACUAUCGAGGUUGCUACCAAGAAAGUUAAUACUGUGGUAUCUUCGAACUUUCAUGUCUACGACUUCGCGUUCAGUCCAGAUUCAAAAAGUCUAGCUUAUGCGACGGCAAAAACACCUGAAAGUGCAUCGGCCGAGACCAAUGGUACCUCGCUGGCAGUAGUGCCGCUGGAAGACCGAAGCGUGGUCAACUUAUCGCACUUUCCAGGUCAAAUCAACGAUCUUUGCUGGAUCUCGUCUGGUCUGUGGUGGAGGGGAAUAUAUGACUCGAAGACCAUAUUAUCAUCGAAGACAGUGUACAAUUUGUCACUUGAUACCAAGGAAUGGAGCCGACAUGCUUUUGGUGAGAACAACUGCGCUUCUACUUGGGCCCUGCCCCCUGGUUUACAACAGGCAUCCGAUAGCACCAUAGUGGCCGAAGUGCAGCAUGGUCUUGCAGAUCAGCUCCACGCCUUACCGGAGGGAACUUUGCUGCACGACGAACUGCGUGAAAUCAGGGGCUUCGAUGCCGUGUUCAAAGAUGGAAAUGUGGUUCUAACUGUGGUUAAAAGUAGCGGGAGUUCCCCUAACGAACUCUAUUCAAUUGUUAAUGGCGAGACUGUCCAGCUCUCUAACCACGGCGAAGACAUUGCAAAGUUGGAAAUUGCAACUGCCGAGCCCUUCUAUGCCAAAGCACAAGACGGCACGGAACUCGACGGCGUCCUUGUAACUCCGAAGAAUUACAAACGCACCCAAGCCAUGGCCAACCGUCGUCGUCGCUCAUGGUGGGCCGUAUCAGAGAACUUCUUGUGGUUUUGA
Molecule: messenger RNA, 1287 nt
Organism: Talaromyces atroroseus
Lineage: Eukaryota; Fungi; Ascomycota; Eurotiomycetes; Eurotiales; Trichocomaceae
Exons: 1
Coding region: 1-1287 (428 amino acids)
Source: RefSeq, a predicted model, not a curated record